Parastagonospora nodorum SN15 is the source of this 888-nucleotide messenger RNA. RefSeq lists its product as hypothetical. The record is from RefSeq and is a predicted model, not a curated record. The transcript has 3 exons. Gene Ontology annotation, biological process: DNA repair. NCBI's taxonomy places the organism in Eukaryota, Fungi, Ascomycota, Dothideomycetes, Pleosporales, Phaeosphaeriaceae. Gene Ontology annotation, cellular component: nucleus. Bases 1 to 888 code for a protein of 295 amino acids.
AUGCCUACACAAACACCGCGGAGAAGACGAGACGACACACCUGAGGAAGAUGAGGACAUUGACAUGCUGACGAGGCAACACAACAUACUGGCAGUGCCCAUCAAGCGGCAAGACAUCAACGAGAAAGGUGAGAGCACGUUGAGUUUGACAGGUGCAGGACUGACAUGUCCAGUCCUCGGAUCACAUACACGACUCUUCAAGGAGGUCUUCAGUCGCGCCAAUGCCGAGCUGAUGGACGUCUUUGGCAUGCAGAUGGUUGAGCUGCCAAAAGCGGAAAGAGUGACCAUGCGACAGAAGCGCGCUGCCAAUGCAUCAAACUCACAGAGCACGUCGAGCAGCUUGUGGGUGUUGCAGACCAUCCUGCCUGAACAAUACCGCAUACCAGAGAUCAUCGGCCCCUCACGCCCAAUGCCAACCGACGAGAUCAACCGAGAGGACUCGUACGUUGGCUUGUAUACGUUGGCCAUCGCCCUGAUCACGAUAUCUGGGGGCAGGAUACCAGAGGGGAAGUUGGACCGCUCCUUGCGUCGCAUGAAUGCAGACCAGACCACCCCGCUGGGCACCAAAGACAAGACGCUUGCACUGAUGGUCAAGGACGGGUAUAUCGUCAAGGUCAAGGAUGAUACGACAGACGACGCCAUCGACUACAUUGUCGGGCCGCGUGGCAAGGUCGAGGUGGGACGAGACGGGUUUGCCAAAUUCGUGCGGGCGAUGUACGGCCAGGAAGGGGAGGAUGAAGAGCUGGAGAAGGCCAUCGAGAGGACGCUGAACGUCGCGGACGCCUUCAACAGUAGUGUAGCGCCUGCUGAAACCGGGGCGGGUGCAUCACAGGUAGCUGGGCGCAAGCGAGGGCGGCCGAGGCGCGAUGCGGAUGCGGAUGACGAGUGA